AUGCGCGCCCUCGCCCUAGCCACCUGCGCCGCCGGCCUCGCCCACGCCGCCCGCCCCACCCCCAAGCGCCAAGACGCCGCCUGCACGCGCGAAUUCCUCACCGACGCCACGACCACCUACCUCGCCGCCCAAGCCGCCGGCGACGCCGCGGGCGUGCUCGCCCUCGCCUCCGACGCCCUCGUGUACACGGAAAACUUCAAGCCCGCCGACGCCGCCGCCGGCAUCCUCGCCACCGCCCUCGUGGUCGACCACGACUUCAGCCUCCUCGACACCACGCAGUGCGCCACGUUUACCGAGCUCGACGGCGUCGUCGCCAAGAUGGAGAGCAUCAUCACCACCACGGGCGACUGGCUCUUCAACGCCGCCGACACCCUCAAGUACGCCUCGGCCGAGGACUGGUCCGAGAUCCCCGAGGCCGAGCGCGCCGAGCGCGACGUUAUUCAGGCCGCCGGCGACGCCUACUGCGACAUCUUCAUGGACAAGACUACCGAGGUCCCCUGGGGCCAGCCCUGCGCCAGGCUCGAGGGCGGCGCGUACACGGGCCGCGGCCAGCCUACCGACUCGUGCUCCGUCGGUAUUCCCGACAACGUGCCUCUCGUGAACCGGCGCUACGUGAUUGACGAGGUGUUUGGCUCCGUCGAUAUCUUUAUGGACUUUAACGGCGAGAACGGUAUUCCGGAUAGCCACAUGUUCCGCGUCGAGAGCGGCAAGCUCCGGUUUGUUCACACCAUCACCAACAUGAGUAGGCUGUAG
This is a messenger RNA of Parascedosporium putredinis, 753 nucleotides long. The record is from the annotation of a GenBank genome assembly. Lineage: Eukaryota; Fungi; Ascomycota; Sordariomycetes; Microascales; Microascaceae.